Messenger RNA from Poeciliopsis prolifica (blackstripe livebearer), 861 nucleotides. It is a transcript of the gene ggcta, whose product is annotated as gamma-glutamylcyclotransferase a. NCBI's taxonomy places the organism in Eukaryota, Metazoa, Chordata, Actinopteri, Cyprinodontiformes, Poeciliidae. The record is from RefSeq and is a predicted model, not a curated record. Gene Ontology annotation, molecular function: gamma-glutamylcyclotransferase activity. Bases 56 to 649 code for a protein of 197 amino acids. The transcript is spliced from 4 exons.
CAAAAGAAGAACAGAAUUUCUCACUAAUCCUUUUGCCCAAUAGAAACUCGUUCCGAUGUGUGUGUCAUAUAGUUCCUACAUAUUUUUACUAAUUGCUAUCUGUUUUCUAGAAAUGUCAGGUACCAGCGACGGUAAUUUUAUGUACUUUGCGUUUGGAAGCAACUUAUUGAGGGAGAGACUGCAUUUAAAGAAUCCGUCGGCUGCGUUCGUCUGCACAGGUCGACUAAAGGACUACAAGCUGAACUUUGGCUUGUGGGAGGAAAAAGCGGAAAACCUUUGGCACGGCGGAGUGGCCACCAUCGAGUCCUGUCAGGGCGAAGAGGUGUGGGGCGUCGUCUGGACUUUGAGCAACGAAAACCUCCCAACCUUAGACAAUCAGGAAGGGGUGAGCCGUGGAGUGUACUCCCCGCUGGAGGUUUCUGUUGAGACCGAUGACGGUGUGAUACAAUGCAGGACGUACCAGAUGAACAAUUUCCACGCCAGCCUUCCAUCCCCACAGUACAAACAGGUGGUGUGCCAGGGAGCGGAACAGAACGGGCUUCCAAGGAAAUACCUGGAGAGGCUGGAGGCCAUUCAGACCAACAACUACUCCGGCCCCUCAGUCCUGGAUCAAAUUAGAGCCGUUACGCAGCCACCUGGAAUUAAGUGAACAAAAGCACAUUAAUAAAAUUAGUUUGCCUUCUCAUAUUAUAAGCAUCUAAUCUCAAGAUUGUGGCCCAGCAUACAGCCUGAUGAAUAGUAAAAUUAAAAGUAUAUAAUUGCCAAUAACGGAUGGCUGAAAUUACAUGAUGUCUUCUGAAAAUACUCUAACAUGACCAUAUUUUAUUAAAUAAACAAAAGAAUCAUUUGUUUAAAAAGAAA